Delphinapterus leucas (beluga whale) is the source of this 2372-nucleotide messenger RNA. It is a transcript of the gene CDC23, whose product is annotated as cell division cycle 23. The record is from RefSeq and is a predicted model, not a curated record. Gene Ontology annotation, biological process: cell division; anaphase-promoting complex-dependent catabolic process; protein ubiquitination. Gene Ontology annotation, molecular function: protein binding. Gene Ontology annotation, cellular component: anaphase-promoting complex. NCBI's taxonomy places the organism in Eukaryota, Metazoa, Chordata, Mammalia, Artiodactyla, Monodontidae.
AAGACGGGAAAAUGGCUGCCAGCUCUUCUGUAGUCCCGGUGGCAGUGUCGGCUGCUGUGGUCCCCGCCCUGUCAUCGAGCGGCGAUUUCUCAAAUUUGCGGGAAAUUAAAAAGCAGCUGCUACUUAUCGCGGGCCUUACCCGGGAGCGGGGCCUACUGCACAGUAGCAAAUGGUCUGCGGAGUUGGCCUUCUCCCUCCCGGCGUUGCCUCUGUCCGAGCUGCAGCCGCCGCCGCCUAUUACAGAGGAGGAUGCUCAGGAUAUGGAUGCUUACACCCUGGCCAAGGCCUACUUUGACGUUAAAGAGUAUGAUCGGGCAGCACAUUUCCUGCAUGGCUGCAAUAGCAAGAAAGCCUAUUUCCUGUACAUGUAUUCUAGAUAUCUGUCUGGAGAAAAGAAGAAGGAUGAUGAAACAGUUGAUAGCCUAGGCCCACUGGAGAAAGGUCAAGUGAAAAAUGAGGCUCUCAGAGAAUUGAGAGUGGAGCUCAGCAAAAAACACCAGGCUCGGGAACUUGAUGGAUUUGGCCUUUAUCUGUAUGGUGUGGUGCUUCGAAAGCUGGACUUGGUGAAAGAGGCCAUUGAUGUGUUUGUGGAGGCUACUCAUGUUUUGCCUUUGCAUUGGGGAGCCUGGCUAGAGCUCUGUAACUUGAUUACAGACAAGGAGAUGCUGAAGUUCCUGUCUUUGCCAGACACCUGGAUGAAAGAGUUUUUUCUGGCUCAUAUAUACACAGAGUUGCAGUUGAUAGAGGAGGCCCUGCAAAAGUAUCAGAAUCUCAUUGAUGUGGGCUUCUCUAAGAGCUCAUAUAUUGUUUCCCAAAUUGCAGUUGCCUAUCACAAUAUCAGAGAUAUCGACAAAGCCCUCUCUAUUUUUAAUGAGCUAAGGAAACAAGACCCUUACAGGAUUGAAAAUAUGGACACAUUCUCCAACCUUCUUUAUGUCAGGAGCAUGAAAUCUGAGUUGAGUUAUCUGGCUCACAACCUCUGUGAGAUUGAUAAAUAUCGUGUAGAAACAUGCUGUGUAAUUGGCAAUUAUUAUAGUUUGCGUUCUCAGCAUGAGAAAGCAGCCUUGUAUUUCCAGAGAGCACUGAAAUUGAAUCCUCGGUAUCUUGGUGCCUGGACGCUGAUGGGACAUGAGUACAUGGAAAUGAAGAACACAUCUGCUGCUAUUCAGGCUUAUAGGCAUGCUAUUGAGGUCAAUAAGCGGGACUACAGAGCCUGGUAUGGCCUUGGGCAGACCUAUGAAAUCCUUAAGAUGCCAUUUUAUUGCCUUUAUUAUUAUAGACGGGCCCACCAGCUUCGGCCCAAUGAUUCUCGUAUGCUGGUCGCUUUAGGAGAAUGUUAUGAGAAACUCAAUCAACUAGUCGAAGCCAAAAAGUGCUAUUGGAGAGCUUAUGCCGUGGGAGAUGUGGAAAAGAUGGCUCUGGUGAAACUGGCAAAGCUUCAUGAACAGUUGACUGAGUCAGAACAGGCAGCCCAAUGUUACAUCAAAUAUAUCCAAGAUAUCUAUUCGUGUGGGGAAAUAGUGGAACACUUGGAGGAGAGCACUGCUUUCCGCUAUCUGGCCCAGUAUUAUUUUAAGUGCAAGCUGUGGGAUGAAGCUUCAGCUUGUGCCCAAAAGUGCUGUGCAUUCAAUGAUACCCGGGAAGAAGGUAAGGCCUUGCUCCGGCAAAUCCUACAGCUUCGGAACCAAGGCGAGACUCCCUCCACCGAGAUGCCUGCUCCCUUUUUCCUCCCUGCUUCACUGUCUGCUAACAACACUCCCACACGCAGAGUUUCUCCACUCAACCUGUCUUCAGUCACACCAUAGUUGGCUACUUUCAAGCCAGCACAUUGCCAGACCCAUAUUAAGCCUUACCUCCAUGUAAAGAACAGCCACGUCUAUUCUUCCAAGGACCUUAGUUCCUUUUGUUUGUACACAUGGAAACAGCUCCUUGGGGAGUUUAUAGAAUCACCUGCACAGUAGACUGACAGAAGAAUCCUGGCAGGAACAGAUACUGUCUUUGCCAGUUUGAAGCACUUCUAUCUCCCUUCUGUUCAGAGUGGCUAUAGAUCUUGGCCUUUUUCCCCAGACCUUUUUGCCCCCCAAAACAUCCCUUUAACAGCACUUUAGCACAGGCAAGGCUACAGGGACAAAGUUUAAAUGCUGCUGGGAGUGGGAGAUUUCUUUAGAGAGGCAAGGAAGAAAGAAGGGAGAAAAGCUUGCAACUCUACCCUCUGCUGAUAGUAGGGCACUGGAUACCCUAGGAAGGUCAGGGCACUGGAUAGACAUGACUCAUCAUUCUUUGAUUUGCUGAGCAUGACUAUUCUGAUAUCAGAGAUUAGGUUUAAAUGGGGUGAAGGUAUACUUUUGUUCUUCUGCCGGUUUUUUUUUUUU